Molecule: messenger RNA, 520 nt
Organism: Papaver somniferum (opium poppy)
Lineage: Eukaryota; Viridiplantae; Streptophyta; Magnoliopsida; Ranunculales; Papaveraceae
Product: glyceraldehyde-3-phosphate dehydrogenase 2, cytosolic-like
Exons: 3
Coding region: 206-520 (104 amino acids)
Molecular function (GO): oxidoreductase activity, acting on the aldehyde or oxo group of donors, NAD or NADP as acceptor; NAD binding
Source: RefSeq, a predicted model, not a curated record
UACCCAAAUACAAAUCAACAGAGUGGAACAUCCUUCAAUUCAAUUUCCUCUUCUUUUCUUGAUUUCUUCUUGUAGAUCUCUGUGUUUUCAUUAUCAUCUCGUUUUCUGUUUUCUCUUCUUUUUCUUCUAUGUGAUUUGAGAGGAAAAAUAAAGGUUUCGAGAUCGAGAGCGAAAGGGAUUGAUCAAAGAAUAGUUGUUGGUAGUGAUGCUGAUAGGAGUGGUGGAUUCAGAUUCAACAGAAAAGACAUACAUGUUUAAGUACGACAAUGUCCACGGUCAAUGGAAGCACCAUGAACUCAAGGUUAAGGACACUAAGACUCUCCUCUUCGGUGAGAAGGAAGUUGCAGUCUUUAGUUGCACAAACCCUGAGGAGAUCCCAUGGGAUGAUACUGGAGCUGAAUACAUUGUUGAGUCAACUGGAAUGUUCACUAAGAAGGACAAAGAUGCUGCUCAUUUGAAGGGUGGAGCCAAGAAGGUUAUCAUUUCUUCUCCCAGGUGCAGUAGAAAUGCGCUGGGUUGA